GCCAAAGUGGCACAUACACCGGUGCAAGCUGGCAAGCGCCAUACCCGGCAUACCCUGGACAAGGAUUUCCCACCCCCCAGAUGCCACCCGGAUACAACCCUCUGAACCCCUACAUGGGCUACCAACAACAGCCGCCUCUGAACUAUCCCCAUCCAGGACAUCAACCUUCAUACCCCCAGCAAGGACAACAGCCACCUUACCCACAACAGGGACAGCCAUAUGGUCAGCAGUACCCUGGCCAGCCAGCCUACCCACCACAGCAGCCCCCUCAGGCUGGAUACCCCUACCCAGGAUACCCUCAACAGUAUCAUUAA
Molecule: messenger RNA, 314 nt
Organism: Candidula unifasciata
Lineage: Eukaryota; Metazoa; Mollusca; Gastropoda; Stylommatophora; Geomitridae
Source: the annotation of a GenBank genome assembly